Centrocercus urophasianus (Greater sage-grouse) is the source of this 985-nucleotide messenger RNA. RefSeq names its product septin 4 (gene SEPTIN4). Gene Ontology annotation, cellular component: microtubule cytoskeleton; septin ring; cell division site. Gene Ontology annotation, molecular function: GTP binding; GTPase activity; molecular adaptor activity. The transcript is spliced from 10 exons. Bases 44 to 976 code for a protein of 310 amino acids. Lineage: Eukaryota; Metazoa; Chordata; Aves; Galliformes; Phasianidae. The record is from RefSeq and is a predicted model, not a curated record. Gene Ontology annotation, biological process: regulation of exocytosis; cytoskeleton-dependent cytokinesis.
GCUUUGACUUCACAUUGAUGGUGGCAGCCUCUUCCUGACAGACAUGUACAGGGACCGCAAGCUUCUCAACGCUGAAGAGCGCAUCACGCAGACGGUGGAGAUCACCAAGCAUGUGGUGGAUAUUGAGGAGAAGGGCGUCAAGCUGCGCCUGACCAUCGUGGACACGCCGGGCUUCGGUGAUGCUGUCAACAACACUGAGUGCUGGAAGCCGGUGGCUGACUACAUUGACCAGCAGUUCGAGCAGUACUUCCGCGAUGAAAGUGGCCUCAAUCGCAAGAACAUCCAGGACAACCGCGUGCACUGCUGCAUCUAUUUCAUCUCGCCCUUUGGCCACGGCCUCCGGCCCCUGGAUGUGGAGUUCAUGCGGGCGCUGCACCAGCGCGUGAACAUCGUGCCUGUGCUGGCCAAGGCUGACACCUUGACACCUGCUGAGGUGGAACGGAUGAAGAAUAAGAUCCGGGAGGAGAUUGACCACUAUGGGAUCCGCAUCUAUCAGUUCCCUGAGUGCGACUCGGAUGAGGAUGAGGAGUUCAAGCUGCAGGACCAAGCGUUGAAGGAGAGCAUCCCCUUUGCUGUCAUCGGCAGCAACACGGUGGUGGAAGCCAAGGGACGGCGUGUCCGUGGGCGGCUCUACCCCUGGGGCAUUGUGGAAGUGGAGAAUCCGUCUCACUGUGACUUUGUGAAGCUGCGCACCAUGCUGGUGAGGACCCACAUGCAGGACCUGAAGGAUGUGACGCGUGAGACGCACUACGAGAACUACCGCACGCAGUGCAUCCAGAGCAUGACCCGCAUGGUGGUGAAGGAGAGGAACCGCAACAAGCUGACACGGGAGAGCGGCACGGAUUUCCCCAUCCCUGUCAUCCCCCCGGUGCCGGAUUCGGAGACGGAGAAGCUCAUCCGAGAGAAGGAUGAAGAGCUGCGGCGGAUGCAGGAGAUGCUGCAGAAGAUCCAGAAGCAGAUGAAGGACUCCCACUAACCCCCUCCC